AUGCCUACCCAAGUCCGUAUUUUCACCUUGCCCAAGUCUAUCGGAGAGACUCUCUCGUCUGCUCCUAGCACGCCGGCUCCUCGUCCGGUUCCUAUAAACGGGCACGUACCCAACGGGAUCCCUCAGCCGAACCAAGUCCCCAAUAGGAUGGGUGUAAAUGAGAACAGGUCCUACCCGGGCGUCACUUUUGCCCAACAGGAUAAGCUGCCAAAGCUGCCAAUCCCUGAGCUGGCCGGCACCUGCGACAAGUACUUGGCUGCUCUCAAGCCCCUGCAGUCACCUCGCGAGCACUCCGACACGAAACAGGCUGUCCACGAAUUCCUGAGCAAUGAAGGGCCUGAGCUACAGGAGAAGCUGAAGAGGUAUGCCGAAGGACGGACAAGCUAUAUCGAGCAGUUCUGGUACGACUCGUACCUGAAUUACGACAACCCGGUCGUGCUCAAUUUGAAUCCCUUCUUCUUGUUGGAAGAUGACCCGACUCCGGCUCGAAACAACCAGGUCACCCGCGCGGCCUCGCUGGUGGUGUCAGCCCUGGAGUUUGUGCGGGCUGUCCGCAAGGAGGAGCUGCCGCCAGACUCCAUCAAAGGGACUGCCAUGGAUAUGUACCAGUACUCGAGGCUCUUUGGCACAGCAAGGGUUCCGACCGAGGCUGGCUGCCAGAUUGAACAGGAUCCCGAGUCAAAGCACCUUGUCGUCAUGUGCCAUGGGCAGUUUUACUGGUUUGACGUUCUCGACGACAACUCGGACCUCAUCAUGACAGAGAAGGAUGUGUCGAUUAAUUUGCAGACAAUCAUCGACGACGCAGCCCAGAUGCCGAUCCAGGAUGCGGCAAAGGGGGCGUUGGGUGUGCUCAGCACGGAGAACAGAAAGGUGUGGUCCGGGCUCCGGGACGUCCUGACCAGAGAAGAAGGGUCAAACAACGCCGACUGUCUCGGGAUAGUCGACUCGGCCUUGUUCAUUGUCUGUCUCGACUAUACGGAGCCUGCCACGGCGUCGGCUCUUUGCCAGAACAUGCUCUGUGGAACGAGCGAGAUCGAGAAGGGCGUGCAGAUCGGCACCUGCACUAACCGCUGGUACGACAAGCUUCAAAUUAUUGUCUGCAAGAACGGCAGCGCCGGCAUCAAUUUCGAGCACACUGGCGUCGAUGGCCACACCGUCCUCAGGUUCGCCAGCGAUGUGUACACAGAUACGAUCUUACGCCCUGAUCCUUCCAAGCGUGACCCUGACAGCUUCGGAGACGUGAACACGACGCCACACAAGCUGGAGUGGGACAUGAUCCCCGAGCUCAAGAUUGCCGUGCGCUUUGCGGAAACGCGGCUCGCCGACCUCAUCGAGCAGAAUGAGUUCCAGUGUCUUGACUUCCAAGGAUACGGGAAGAACUUCAUCACGUCAAUGGGCUUCUCGCCCGACGCCUUCAUCCAGAUGGCCUUCCAGGCCGCUUACUACGGCCUGUACGGCCGGAUCGAGUGUACCUACGAGCCAGCCAUGACCAAGAUGUUCUUGCACGGCCGAACGGAAGCGGUCCGGACCGUCUCGGAUGAGUCUGUCAACUUCGUGCAGACAUUUUGGGCCGACAACCCGGCGGAGCAGAAGGUAGAGGCUCUCAAGAGGGCGUGUCAGACCCAUGUGAGCAGCACCAAGGAGUGCGCCAAGGGCCAGGGCUGCGAUAGGCACCUGUAUGCGCUCUUCUGCCUCUGGCAGCGCCUCAUGGACGAGACGGCAGUAAGCGGGAGCACGGGCAGCAGCGGGUACACCUCUCCCGUCGACGGCGCAAGCAGCCCCGAGCCCGGGGCCGCCAGCCCCACCAGGGACUCGGCCGUAUCGGGCGACAGUGAGCACACGACGCAGAACAUGGUGACGCGGGCGCGGGGCGACAGCACCAACUCCCGCGGGGGGUCGCAGCAGCAGCUGCCGCUCAUCUUCGCGGACUCGGGCUGGGACAAGCUCAACAACACCAUCAUGUCGACGUCCAACUGCGGCAACCCGUCGCUGCGGCAGUUCGGGUUCGGCCCCGUCAGUGGCGACGGCUUCGGCAUCGGGUACAUCAUCAAGGACGACGGCAUCGCCAUCUGCGUCAGCAGCAAGCACCGACAGACCAAGCGCUUCAUCGACACGCUCGAGAGCUACCUGCUUGAGAUCCGCCGCAUCCUUCGCAUCACCAGCCGUCACCAUUCGGCGCCCAAGCAGACCCGCGCCCGGGAGAUCGACCGCUCCACCCACCAUCACCGCAAGCCCACCUUCAACAGGCUCAAGAGCAGGGGCCGCCUCAUCACCGGCCCGACCGCCGAGACCAUCCGCACCCAAAAGCUGGGCAGCGCCGCCGGCACGCAGAGCCCAACCGACGAGAGCGUCACGCUCAGCGAGGAUGACGAGCUGGGGGGAUAUGGUUUCUUUGAUGCGGGCAUGCUCCUUCAGGCUCUCAAGGCGCGUGGCGAGGUUGACGGGGGCGAGACCAAGGCUUCCGAGCGGGCUGCUGUGCAGGCCAGGAGGCGGGAUGUGGGCAAGAGGUUGCGGUUGAUUGAUUACUGA
Messenger RNA from Diaporthe citri, 2529 nucleotides. RefSeq lists its product as uncharacterized. Gene Ontology annotation, cellular component: mitochondrion. The record is from RefSeq and is a predicted model, not a curated record. Gene Ontology annotation, biological process: carnitine metabolic process. The transcript is spliced from 4 exons. Gene Ontology annotation, molecular function: carnitine O-acetyltransferase activity. Lineage: Eukaryota; Fungi; Ascomycota; Sordariomycetes; Diaporthales; Diaporthaceae. The coding region runs from base 1 to 2529 and encodes 842 amino acids.